Messenger RNA from Cyprinus carpio (common carp), 2654 nucleotides. RefSeq lists its product as uncharacterized. The transcript is spliced from 5 exons. Lineage: Eukaryota; Metazoa; Chordata; Actinopteri; Cypriniformes; Cyprinidae. The record is from RefSeq and is a predicted model, not a curated record. Bases 545 to 2131 code for a protein of 528 amino acids.
GCAAAAGCUUAAAGUCCAACCAGUUUUUCACUGAAAACCCAGAAUGCCUGAAACUAAUUCUUUACCAGGAUGCUUUUGAAAUUGUCAAUCCCCUUGGCUCUGCUAAAAAAAAGCACAAAGUUUUAGCAGUUUAUCUAUCUGUGGCUAAUUUACCUGCUUAUCUGCGAUCCAAUACUGAUCACAUGUCCCUUGUCUUACUGUGUGUAGAGAAUGACUUAAAACAGUUUGGAUAUGCUAAAGUUUUCUCUGAGUUACUACAGGAUUUAAAAGAUUUGGAAGAAAACGGAAUAACUGUAGAUGGUAAAAUGAUCAAAGGAGGCUUGUUUUGUAUUGCCGGUGACAAUUUGGGUUCGCACAGCAUAGGGGGGUUUACAGAAAAUUUCAGUCGUUCUCAGUACUUUUGCAGGUACUGCGAAAUAACCCGAAAUGAGUUUCAAAAUGAUGACCCCAAUGUUUGUGGUCCACAGCGUACCCCUGACAGUUACGAUUCUGCUGUUUGUGAUCUACAAACUGAAGACAUUCAGGACUAUAAAGGCAUAAAGAAAUGACUGACUCAGAAAGGACAUUUCUACACACCACCAUCACUGACAUCUUGCCUGACCUUCCAGAGGUGACCAAACAUAUUUUAGAAGAGACCUUGCAGUCUCUUGGUGUGGAGACAAGGGAUGACUUUAGGUUUAUUGAAGAAGCUGAUUUGCUGUCAGCAUUGAGGCCAGUUCAAGCCCGCAAAGUCCUUGCUGCUUUGAAACUGAGGUGUCAGACUCCUGAAAGCAGCAGCUCAUCUGGUGAUGCCUUGCCAGGACCUUCAACAAGUUUUUGUUCAUUUUCACCCCAAAGUUCACAAUCAACCUCUCCCAUCAGCUCCCAAAACCCUAAUAUAGACUGGAUGGACACCUUUCUGGUUCCAUGGGAUAAGUUACCAGAGGAACUGAUACAAAUAUUUGAAAGAGGAAACCGACCAAGUCCACGUAUGAGAAGAGAGAUGGUCUGGAUUGUGGUUCGGGAGAUGAUACAAAAAAAUCGUUGCCCAAGUACGAAGCUUUCUAAUGAAGUUGCCAAGAAGAUGGUAGCAAAAUAUCCUAAAUCUCUGCAAGACGUAAUUGAGGGAGAGGUGGUUGGGCUAGGGUACCACUCUUUGGCUAAGCAGUUGCAGUACAGGAUAGAAAAUGUAAAACGAUGUACAACCCCAAAAAUAAGGAAAAGAAAAUGUUGCUCUGAUGAGUGUGACACCGAUGAAAUCUCUCCAGAACAGAGGGCCGCAAUGCAAGAUACUUAUGGCUGCAUUAACUGGCAUUUAAAAUUCCUGCCCCUUGGAGAGACCGAAGAGAGCCAGCGAGAAAAGAAAGAACAACUGAAGAGGAUGUUUCUGCAAACUGAAACAAAUGCAGAGGAGGUCAAGCAUCUAAUGAAGUUGACUUUCUAUACACAGCGUAAACAAGUCAACCAAGGGGAAAAUAUGAAACAUCUCCUCAAAGAGUGGCCAUUUUGGUUCAGCGAGCUUGGCAUGACAGUCCACUUUAAGGAACUUACUGGAAUUGGGCUUAUAGAAACUUUCACACGGAAUGUGGUUCUGAAGGGGAAACGACUCUUGAACUACUUCAAUACUGUUGGUGUAAACAAGAACAAAAAGUUCCUACAGGCUGUAACGAACUUGAAAGUGAUCAGGGGAGAGCUGAGUGAUGGCUCUGAAGAUGUCAAAGAGAUGUUGCUGCUUUUGUUGUCUUACUUUAAUGAUAAGGAAGACACAAUGUUCUGUUAUGUGGAGGACACCUGCCUGCCAGAGGAAGUACCGAUGGGUCAAGUUCAUCUGACUCCCAGCCUUGUUGUAUGUGGUCGAUCGUGUUUUUCUGCGAAGCGGUUCAUGCUAUGUGUGGAUCAAAACAUUGUUCACAACAAUAUCCCCUCCUUCAUUUCCGCAGUGUGCUUGAUGUUUGGCAGCUAUUACUGCUUUAAUAUACACUACCCAUCACAGCUGGCAUCAACUCUUGAGUUUAUGCAGAGGUGUUUUUUUUCCAUCAACCCAGAGAAGGGCACUAAGGUGGAGAAGACAAACACAUCACGUCUCCAUGUAAACCCAAGAGUUCUGACCUUGAUUCAGGAACUUUCGGAUCAUGAGUGGCGUGAUGUCUAAAACUUUGAAUAUGGACUGAAGUCAAUAAGAUUUCUGACAUGUAAUGAUGCGCCAUUCUUACCUUAACGGUUGGUUUGAGGUCCUGUGUUUUGUUCUUAGGAUUGGCCAGAUCAUUUCAGACAAAAUUGAUACAGACAAGUUUGUGUACAAAUAACUUUAAUAGGUGUUAAAUUUUCUGAUUUGCCAUCAUCUACCUCAAUUUAAAGAGCUUUUUGUAGAUAUUGGUAUAUUUGUUUUAUUGCAUGUAAAGAGGAAAAUGCAGUGAUCCUUAAAAGGUGUUAAAACUUCUGUGCAUUGAACACCCUUAAUUGUUUUUAAUAGUUUAAAGAGAAAAGCUUAUUUCUUUCAUUGACUCUCUUUGUCUUUUUCUCUUUGAGUCAGUGAUGAUCAAGAUAAUUAUUUUUUUUUUUGUAGAUGAUGUUUGUGUUGUUUGUAAAAAAAGUACAGUACACACAGUAGUGUUUUGUCCACUAAUUUGAUGUGAAUAAAUUGUUCCAAAGCCAUUUUCAUGAUUAUUUUGAGA